ACCAGUUUAUUCACCCCCAACAGGAAAAAAAAUGGGUUGGCUCCUCCGUGGGGGCGAUUCCCACGCUCAAAGGGACCCCCUUCCACAGGGACCCACGCCCCCAUCCUGCCAGGGGAGAAGUCACGUGGCCCCGCACGCAGGCCGCCUUCUCCUCUCCCUGGAAGCCACCUGCCCUUCCCUACGCAGCGCUCCGCCGGCUCCCGGCAGGCGCCCGAAGCUGUCCCCUGGGCCGCAGCCUGAGCCGCCCGAGGAGCGGGAGGCGGAGAGGGCGCUGUUCGCGCUCCUGUGCCGGGGCUGCGAGCUCCCUCGCUUGCCCUCCUUCCCACGCCGUCCGGCCUGCUUGCUCCGCCCUCUGCUCCCAACAGCCGCACUCCUACUCAGUCCCCAGGAAUCUUGUCCGGGGAGUUGCGUCCCAGCCUUCCCGAGGCUCCGGGUGUCCCGGAAACCUAGGACGUGGUGCGGGGUCCCAGUGAGGAUGGUGCCAGAAGCCUCUCCUUACGCUCUCCGGGGGCCCUGCAGGUCCCCCGAGGCGUGGGCAGAGCCACACGCCACAAGUUGUGAGGCCCCUCUGGGCUUUCUCCCGACGCCAAGAGACCAGAUCGGCUUCCUCUCGCCUGCGGAGCUCCGUGAGGUCACCCAGAAGAUGCUCUUAAAUCCAGACAGCCCCGGCCGCUGUGAUUCACUGUGGUCACUCACCCCAAGCCCUGCCAGCGCCAGCCCUCCACAAGCUGUGCGCCCCCCCACCCCCGUCCUCUGCGAGCGCCUCCCUGCACCUGCCACGCCUCCACCUGAAGUCAGCCAGGGCUCCCCGUGGGGCAGUGGGCGCCGCACACCCCGCUCGGCUCCUGGCCCCGGCCCGCGGGGAAGGUCACACAGACGCCUCUCGGGCUGCGAACUCACAGCAGCAGAGGGCACGGCCGGCCUGCCGCCCAGCCUGGAGUGUGAACCUGGCUGCGCUGCUCCUAACUGUGACCCUCAGCCCCAUUCCUGAGCCCUGAGCCUCAGGGUCCUUAUCCGCAGUGGGAGUAAAAGGUCUCUCCCUCGGUUCUGGUAACAAUGAAAACUACUGUGAGGACAGAACAGGGACUCUAAGAACAGUAGCCGUUUUUAUGACUAUGGAAUAUCUAAUCUCCAUCUCCCAGCACCGGCAUCAUCACCAUAAAAACAACAUGGACCCAGCCCUCUAGAACUUCUGGAGCACAAGUCACACGCAGGGCUGAGAUGCACCAGAGGCUCAGGCAGGUGCUGUUACAAAGCCCGUUUAGAGUUUCAGGUGGCGCACGCCUGUAAUCCCAGCACUUGGGAGGCUGAGGCAGGAGGAUCAUUCCAAGUUCGAGACC
Chinchilla lanigera (long-tailed chinchilla) is the source of this 1340-nucleotide messenger RNA. Its product is annotated as nascent polypeptide-associated complex subunit alpha, muscle-specific form-like. NCBI's taxonomy places the organism in Eukaryota, Metazoa, Chordata, Mammalia, Rodentia, Chinchillidae. The record is from RefSeq and is a predicted model, not a curated record. The transcript is spliced from 2 exons. Bases 32 to 991 code for a protein of 319 amino acids.